GAUGGGUUUUUCCCCCCUGAAUAAACAAACUGUGUUCAAACAGUAAAGUUUGUACUUUGGAGUUAGCAGGUGUAGAGCCAUCACUGCACUUUGAAAAUGAAGCUAGUGUCUUUGAGUUUGUUGCUGUGCAGCUUCCAUUUGGCUUCUCCAGCUCCGGGCCCAGUGUUCCUCUCCGGCCGGGCGGCUGUCAGUCUGCUGAGGAGACAGAAACGUCACAACACGGGAGUGUUCGAAGAGCUCCUGCAGGGAAACCUGGAGAGAGAGUGUGUGGAGGAGGUUUGUGACCUUGAAGAGGCCAGAGAGACAUUUGAGGACGAUGAGCAGACGAUGGAGUUCUGGGCUGGAUAUAUCGAUGGAAACCAGUGUAAGCCCAACCCCUGUCUGAACCAAGGCUCCUGUAAAGACAACCUGGGCUCCUUCACCUGCACCUGUCUCCACGGCUUCACUGGCAUCAAAUGUGAGAUUGCCUUAGCAAAGAGGUGUGACGUGAACAACGGCGACUGUAUGCACUUCUGUGAGACCAUGGGGAACUCUGGAGCUGCAUGUUCCUGCGCCACAGGAUACAAGCUGCUGGACGACGGGAGCUGUAAACCAGAAGGUGAAUUUCCGGGUGGCCUGACAGAAGUGAGUGAAGGAUUCAGGAGGUCUAUGUUCAACAAUGACAGCACAGGAGCUAACACGUCACUGAGCAACUUCACCUCCAGCACAUCUCCUCCCUCCUCCACUCCUCCCGUCAACACCACUGCAUCUGCUACGACCACAGCCCCUCCUGACCCAAGCCCGUCUCUGAACGACCUGUGGUCCUAUAAUGACACGGAGGAGACCAUGGAGAAACCAUUUCAUCGCAUCGUAGGGGGUGAGGCGGUGACAAGUGGGGAGAUCCCAUGGCAGGUGGCCUUGAUAUUACGGUCCAGUGGUGAGUUGUUCUGUGGAGGCUCCAUCCUCAGCCAGAGCUGGGUCAUCACUGCUGCUCACUGUCUGGUGGAGAUAGAGGAAGAGUUCAUCGUCAGAAUAGGUGAAUACAACAUCCUCAUCCAAGAAGACACAGAGCAGGAUUUUGAAGUGUUGGAGAAACACGUUAACCCACUCUACGACGCUGAUGAAAGUUUGUACAACCACGACAUCGCCCUGCUGCACCUCAAAACCCCCAUCACGUUCUCCACCACUGUUCGUCCCAUCUGCAUCGGACCGCAGGCUUUUACUGAGGCCCUCAUUACCACGUCCUCCCCGGCUACAGUCAGCGGCUGGGGUCGGAUGCGCUACAUGGGCGCUACGUCGAACACGCUGCAGAAGGUGGAGAUCCCGGUGGUAGACCGGACAGACUGUACACACAGCAGCAGCACCAAGAUCAGCCACUCCAUGUUCUGUGCUGGAUACAAUAACGUGGCCAAAGACGCCUGUCAGGGGGACAGCGGUGGUCCGCAUGCAAACCGCAUCCAUGACACGUGGUUCCUGACGGGCAUUGUGAGCUGGGGGGAAGAGUGUGCAAAGGAUGGCAAAUAUGGUGUGUACACACGGGUGUCUCUUUACUACAACUGGAUAAACCAGGUCACGGGAUUAGAUAAGACAGGGUUGUAGCGCACGUAGAAGAUCCUGAAAUGGUGUUUAGAUAAAGUAUGACUGUAUAUUUUCUAUUUUGGUAUGCAACUCUACUUUGUUCAUAUUCAUUUAAUCAUUUAUAUGAGUUCAUGUUUAUAAAUCUGAAACUUAAAUGUAAAACAAUUAUAAAUUAAAAUAAUAUGCAAUAUCUCUAAA
Molecule: messenger RNA, 1755 nt
Organism: Cynoglossus semilaevis (tongue sole)
Lineage: Eukaryota; Metazoa; Chordata; Actinopteri; Pleuronectiformes; Cynoglossidae
Gene: f9a
Product: coagulation factor IXa
Biological process (GO): blood coagulation; proteolysis
Cellular component (GO): extracellular region
Molecular function (GO): serine-type endopeptidase activity; calcium ion binding
Source: RefSeq, a predicted model, not a curated record